GCUGGCAAAGCCGGCAUCCCCCCAGCCCCAAACCUCCUCAUCUGAGCACUGCGGCUCUAUCGGCAGCAACAUCUCUCUCAGUGAGGGACGUUUCUUAUUAAUCAGGACCACUGAAUGGAAACCAAUCAGAUAGAGAUUCCCUUUGGCUUCAUCUCCCCGCCUGCCUGAGUUAAAAGCGAUACUGGGAGAGAGUCUGCCUUAGUUAGAUGUAAGCGCACACAGCGCUGGAGAUACAGUGCUAGACAGAAGGGAGGAAGCAGGUAAAGAAGCAGCACUGGAUGGGCAGAGCUGGGCUCAUGCUGCAAGACAUGGUCCUAUUUCCAAGAGGAAUAUAACAUUUCAAAAUUUUGUCUGGUGAAUUAUUGCAGAAGUGGAGUCUAAUAGAACCUCUGUAAAUGAUGAAGGCUUAUUCCUUCUUGACAGUUUUGCUUUGGAGCUCUAUGCUUCAUGCUAUUCAUAUGAUGCCAUCACAAAAAAGGACUAACAAGCACUCACACAGUGAAAGGAUAACAAGACUGUCAGAGAAUGAUGGAAAAACACUGCAUCGUACCAAGCGUGGAUGGAUGUGGAAUCAAUUUUUCUUGCUGGAAGAGUACACAGGUCCAGAUACUCAAUAUGUGGGUAAGCUACACACUGACCAAGAUAAAGGAGAUGGAAAUUUAAAAUACAUAUUAACAGGAGAUGGGGCUGGCAGUCUGUUCGUUAUAGAUGAAAAUACAGGAGAUAUUCAUGCUGCAAAGAAAUUGGACAGAGAAGAAAAGUCCCUGUAUGUGCUACGUGCCAAGGCUAUAGACAGAAAGUCUGGAAGACAAGUGGAGCCAGAGUCUGAAUUUAUCAUUAAAAUCCACGAUAUCAAUGACAAUGAACCAAAAUUCACCAAGGAUCUGUACACCGCCAGUAUUCCGGAGAUGUCUGGAGUUGGUACAUCUGUUAUUCAAGUGACAGCCACAGAUGCUGAUGAUCCUACAUAUGGAAAUAGUGCCAGAGUGGUCUACAGUAUUCUUCAGGGACAGCCAUAUUUCUCCGUGGAUCCAGAAACAGGCACCUACCAGUUCAGCUCUCCUGAAUCUGCACCACCUGGGACUCCUCUUGGCAGAAUUAAAGCCAAUGACCCUGAUCUGGGUGAAAAUGCAGAGAUUGAGUAUAGUAUCUCCAAUGGGGAUGGAUCAGACAUGUUUGAUAUUGUCACUGACAAGGAUACACAGGAAGGGAUUAUAACUGUCAAAAAGCAGCUGGAUUUUGAAAAGAAGAUAUUAUACACCUUAAGAGUGGAAGCAACUAACACUCACCUGGAUCCUCGUUUUCUUCAGCUGGGGCCAUUCAAAGACACAGCUCUGGUCAAAAUUUCUGUAGAAGAUAUAGAUGAACCUCCAGUGUUUAGCAGAUCCUCAUAUUUAAUAGAAGUAGAUGAAGAUGCCAAGGAAGGAAGCAUUAUUGGGCAGGUUGUAGCCCAAGAUCCAGAUGUAACAAAGAAUACAAUAAAAUAUUCUGUGGAUCGACACACUGACAUGGAUAGAAUAUUCAAUGUCUAUUCAGGAAAUGGAUCCUUAUUCAUCUCAAAGCCACUUGACCGGGAAGAAACUCCCUGGCACAACAUCACUGUCAUAGCAACAGAAAUCAAUAAUCCUAAACAAAGUAGCCAGAUACCUGUCUUCAUCCGGAUUUUAGACAUAAAUGAUCAUGCACCAGAAUUUGCCAAAUAUUAUGAAACAUUUGUCUGUGAAAAUGCAAAAGCAGGACAGUUGAUACAGACUGUGAGUGCAGUUGACAAAGAUGAACCUCCUCGAGGACACAAAUUUUUCUUUGACUUGGUGCCAGAAUUUGCUGUUCAUCCAAACUUCUCCAUUAUAGACAACAAAGACAACACAGCAGGAAUUAUAACUAGAAGAAAUGGAUACAGCCGAAGUAAGACAAGUACCUAUCAUCUGCCAAUCAUAAUAUUUGACAAUGACUACCCAGUUCAAAGCAGCACCAGCACACUGACCAUCCAAGUCUGUGCCUGUGACAGCCGAGGGAACAUGCAGUCCUGCAACACAGAGGCCCUGCUCCUUCCUGCUGGCCUCAGCACAGGGGCACUGAUUGCCAUUCUCCUCUGCAUCAUCAUCCUGCUGGUGUUAGUUGUCUUGUUUGCAGCUCUCAAGAGACAGAGGAAGAAAGAACCCUUGAUCAUCUCGAAGGAUGAUGUUCGAGACAACAUUGUGACAUACAAUGAUGAAGGGGGUGGGGAAGAAGACACCCAGGCUUUUGACAUUGGCACAUUGAGAAAUCCAGAAGCAAGGGAGGAAAGUAAGAUGAGAAGAGACGUCUUACCAGAAACUAUAUUUCAGAUAAGACGGACUGCACCACUUUGGGAAAACAUUGAUGUUCAAGAUUUUAUUCAUCGAAGGCUAAAGGAAAAUGAUUCAGACCCAGCUGCCCCUCCUUAUGAUUCACUAGCAACGUAUGCUUAUGAAGGGAAUGAUUCCAUAGCAAAUUCACUUAGCAGCUUGGAAUCACUUGCCACAGAUGGCAACCAAGACUAUGAUUACCUCAGUGACUGGGGACCUCGGUUUAAAAACUUGGCAGAUAUGUAUGGUGGAGAGGAAAGUGAUAGAGACUGAGGAAUUAAUCUGUGACCUGGUCAAUGUUAGUGGAAUUCAUGUCUAUGUUACUAGGUAAAGUGACCUACUCUCUCUUACUUGGGAUUUAUUUUAUUUUUUUUUUACAAAAAAUAGUUGUUGUCUUAGUAAGGGUUUGCUUAAUCAGUAAGUCAACGUAAAUUGUUACGAAUGAUUUAGGUUAAAAAAUCUACAAUUAACCCUUUCUGCCUAGAAAUUUCUGACAAAAGGUUUUCAUUUACAGUGAAAACACAAUAAAAGGCUUUUUGUGCCUUUAAUAAUGAGGUGGAAUUUUUAUUUUAUUUUUUUUAAUUACUUUGCUUUACCUUUCCUAUUAGCUGGGACAUUGUGAACCCACACUGUAACAUAAUCUCCAAAGUAUAUUUAAAUUAUAAUAAUAUUACUGCCAUAUUUAUUGAGUUAAAGAAUGUCUGUGUGUUGAUUCAUCAUGAUAUUUUUAUAUAUGUAUAUUUAUAUUUUUGUAUUUUUAUUAAAUAAACUAGUAUUUAUAAAAAGACUACUUAUGCACGUAAUUUGUUAAUCACAAAAAGAAAAAAAAAAACAACAAAAAACUGUUCAGUCUUUCUGAACAAUAUGAAACUACAUAUUGUGCAAAACUUAAUUUUCAGAUGCAUACUCUUAAAAUGGAUCAGUAGUUGAAAUGUGCUGUGCAAGAACAAUAUGGAGAGUACUUUGUAUUGGGAAUGUAGUAUAGAAAAAGAUAAAUGAUUUUGAAAUUUUAAUUAUAAAUAAAUACCAUCUGCCUUGCAA
Coturnix japonica (Japanese quail) is the source of this 3368-nucleotide messenger RNA. It is a transcript of the gene CDH9, whose product is annotated as cadherin 9. Gene Ontology annotation, molecular function: calcium ion binding; cadherin binding; beta-catenin binding. Lineage: Eukaryota; Metazoa; Chordata; Aves; Galliformes; Phasianidae. Gene Ontology annotation, biological process: cell migration; calcium-dependent cell-cell adhesion; synaptic membrane adhesion. The record is from RefSeq and is a predicted model, not a curated record. Gene Ontology annotation, cellular component: adherens junction; plasma membrane; catenin complex.